UGACAUUGUCUCUGUGCGCCUCACGGGUUUAUUGCUGCACGAACAGGAAGGAAGGCAAGAGAAUGCAAGCUCAAGUGCAGAGGGUGGAUAGAGGUAGCGGGGCUUUCCAGCGCAGAGGGCAGAAAAAGAGUAACAGAGGGGGUAAAGAGUGGGUGACGUAAAAAGAUACAGAAAGGAAAGAAAAAAAUGAUUCCCCUACCUGCAGCGGAUGAACUGAGACGCCCCACAAAAAGACAAAGCAAGCAAGCGUGACAGACAAACAGAAAGAAAGAAAAGAGAAGAAGACAACUGACGCAAUAGCUCGGCUCAGCAUGACCGAAUAAUCAUCAAUUCCUUGGUAACUUGCGUGAACGGAUCAAGACAUCACUUCCAUAAUUGGUGUCAAGGGGUGUACAAGUCAACAGACUUCAUAUGACUGCACAAAACUGUUCACACUGAAAGGACCGAAUCGAGAAAACACUGAACGUAGCCAAGAUGGGAGAUGUGAAAUGCAGCACAUGUCCAAAAGGAAAAUAUAUGUUUGCCAGCUGCAAUGCCACAUCGAGUACAGUGUGUAAAACCUGCCCACGGCGUACAUUUAUUGAUCAGGAAAACAAACUGAGCCAGUGUCGAGCCUGCAGGGAGUGCUCCAGCACCAGCAACAUGGAGAUGGUAAAGGAGUGUGAGGAAGACAAAAACACGCAGUGCAGGUGUAAGCCGGGAUACUACUGUACACACAUAAGUGAAUCCCACUGCGAUAACUGCAGUCCGGUCUCCACGUGUCCUCCAGGGGAAGGAGUUGCCUUUCGUCACACGUUCCAGAAAAACACUGUGUGCAGUCCCUGCCCAGAGGGAACCUACAGCGAUGUGGACGACUACGUUUCCAGCUGCAAAAAUUAUACAAGUUGUGAUGAUUUGGGUCGACAUCUGAAGGUUCCUGGGAACAGCCAAUCAGAUGUUGUGUGUGGACCAUUUAAACCAUCUUGUUCUUGGAUGUUACCUGCUAGUCUGUGGGCAGGGAUCGUGGUUACAGCCGUGAUUAUAUUUCUGAUCCUGUUUAUAAUUUAUUGGAGAAAUAAGCGUCAGUCAAAAAGAUUAGAGAUUUCUUUAAGCCACGUCUCGCCAGUGCUUCCUCCAGACAUCCUGAAAUACCCUGCAGACUGUGAUGUGGAGAAGCAUGCAGAACAUCAGCAACUCACACAUUUAGUUGGAAAGUACCCAGACAUGGACAGCAGCAUACAGUGUGAUGGAUUUUUGCCAACGCUGACAGUGUCAGAGAAAUACAGGCCUUCAGCUGCCGCAAAUGGAUAUACAGACAGCAUCACGUGCCACUCGAACUAUCAGUCGGAGCCGCAGGAGUCUGAAUGGAACGAUUAACCUUGGCUCACAAACAUCCUAUUAACCUGACAAUUAUCUACAGUAUAGAGUGGUUUUAUCUGCCAGCGUAGAAGCUUUACUUCUGUUCUGGAAGAAUGUGUAAAUAACUAGAUUUUAUUUUUUUAUAGAAACAAAUUAUUGAAUACACAUUUUACAAAACCUAUAUGUAUGAAAACAUAAACAGAUACUGCAGUUACACAUUAUGUGCUCUCUUGUAGUAAUCUUUAUUUAAGUUGCUUUUUCCAGAUGUUUCAUUUCAUUUCAAUAAACAAUUGGUAUUUGAAUAAUCCCUUGACUGUGUAUGAAAGCAAAAGGGUGAAGACUGUCAUUUUGUCAUACCAGGUCUUACCAGAAGAUGUCACAACUGACACUGGAGACUUUUCUUUACUGAUCUAGCAAAAUAUUACGUUUCCCAGUCCAUUAUCGCCCCUUAGAGGUAAAAUGAGGAAAUUGCAAAGAGGAAGGUGUUUAAUUUUUCACUGUCUUGUUGAAAUGGAUCAAGGCUUCAUAUAAUAACGUUAAAAAAAUGUUUUUUUUGUUAAUGUUCUGGAAAGAAGUCUUUGUGCUCACCUAGGCUGAAUUUAUUUGUUUAAAAAUGGAGAAAUAUAAUUACAAUUUAAAGUAACAUUU
Messenger RNA from Sinocyclocheilus rhinocerous, 1986 nucleotides. RefSeq names its product tumor necrosis factor receptor superfamily member 3-like. Gene Ontology annotation, biological process: immune response; immune response-regulating cell surface receptor signaling pathway; apoptotic process. The transcript has 8 exons. Gene Ontology annotation, cellular component: membrane; CD40 receptor complex; external side of plasma membrane. The coding region runs from base 475 to 1356 and encodes 293 amino acids. Gene Ontology annotation, molecular function: transmembrane signaling receptor activity; protein binding. The record is from RefSeq and is a predicted model, not a curated record. NCBI's taxonomy places the organism in Eukaryota, Metazoa, Chordata, Actinopteri, Cypriniformes, Cyprinidae.